GCUGGGACCCAGAAAACCCGGCCGCCAUCUUAGAGCGGUUGUCCUGCAGUCUUCUUGGUGGUUUAUAGAAAACAAGAAGGAUGCCUCAGUACUGUUCGGCGCACUUAUGUUCAAAUCGACGGACUGUUGACUUCAAGGCUCGGGGGAUAACUUUUCACAAGUUUCCCAAAGACAAGGAUUUGAGAAGGAAGUGGGAAUUGGCUACAAGGAGAGAGCGAUUCGCUGCCAGUAAGACGUGCGUGUUGUGCAGCGAACAUUUCAAACCAGAGGACUUUGACAGGACAGGUCAGACUGUCCGACUGAGAGAAGGAGUCGUUCCUUCAAAAUUCAAACUCCCGCCUCACCUCCAGAAGCGGGAAAAGCGCAGAACUACGCUAACCUCCAGGAAAGCGGAAGCUAGCCCUCCUGUAGCCCCUCAGGUUGUCCCAAAACCUUCUACCCCUAAGCCUCCAACCAACGAUGACCACUGCUACGCCUUGCCGAAUUCUCUCCCCACCGUCGCGGCUAAACUGAAGGAAGCCUUGGCGAGGCUGGAAAGUCUGGAGCGGGAGAAGAAAAACAUAGAGGCCAGAGAAAAGAGGGCAAAGAUCACAAUCCAGUCUCUGUUGGAGGAAUUAAAGGAUAAGAACCUCCUUAAUGAGGACCUCAAAGAGAGGCUUGAUUUCUACUCCGCUCUUCAGCUAGACUUUAUGAAAAUGAAGGGCAAUGAGUACACCGAGGAGCUCCGAGAGUUCGCCGUCACGCUCCAUCUGCUUGGCCCAAAGGCAUACAGAUACCUCCGAGAGACUCGGAAAUUUCCCCUCCCACAUCCACAUACGUUACAAAGGUGGCUGGGCUCAGCGGACGACAGGCCUGAGCUGAGAACACUGCUGGAUACGCUGGAGGAGACCAUCCAGGAAGAGCAGACUGAAUACGAGUUGGUUUCGCUCGUGUUGGAUGCCACAGAAAUCAAAAACCCGGAGCAAGAGAUCAUUCAGUUUACUGUAGAGUGAGACGGCCAGCUAAACUCAGAGCUCUGCUAGUUAAACCCCACGAACUGAUCCCAAUAGAAAUUCAAUCCAAAACACAAGCGGGGGGGUGAGUGGGGGAGACGGAAAACGAAGACGACGAACGCGAGGAAUCAGAAGAAGACUCUAAAACGGAGGACAAGUCCACAUGUGGGGGAAUAUGCUAACAGCCGACGCUCCGGGAGAAAAGCUAACGGCUGAUAACGCAUCAGCCCGGCUAGCAUCACAGAACCAAAAAGAGUGGUGGAAAAGGACUAUGUGACAUUUACAGGAGUUUAAAAACAACUUCAGACAGGAAAUGUAAUGAUAAUAAUUAAUUAUUAAUUCAUUCUUAUAUAUUCAGAGAUUAGAUUUAACCCAAGCUGGCAGAAAACCCAAAGCAGUUACAGAGAAGGGCAGUAGACGAGUUAGAGGAUGGAGCGAGUAAGUAAAGCUAACCUUACUGAUGGUCCUCAAACAACAACAAGACGAAGGACGAGGUGCAGAGCAAGCCUCGGUUCCCCGCUACCCAGGAGAACAUCUGUGAAGGAACCUGGCCUGGCAGAACAGAUGUCAAACCAGUGGUUUUAUUUUACCAGGAAUGUCCCAGUGAGGCGGUUAGGAAGCACAGAGACUACAGAAACGUUAAGAAGAUGCUAAAGGAAAACAGUGUUAAACUCCAGAGAUGAGAAUCCACCGGGAAGACCGACAACGACCCACAGGAAGCGGCGGCGGGGGGAAAACUGGAUGGAGGUGUUCCAGUGGGAGCAGAACCAUGGGACAUCACCAAAGAACUAUCCAGAGAGGAAAACAGAGAAGAAGAAGAUAAACAGGGAGAGGUUGCUGUUAGCUUACAUUGACAGAGGAGACGUGGACUAUAGGAAAUAUAUCAGAUUAUCAAUAACUUUAUUUGAAUUCACACUCUUAUGGCCACCUUUUGUAACAAAUGGCUGAAAUUUGCUUUAAUUUACAUAUUUUAAUCUUUAAAACUGCAGCUCAUCUCCCCUAUUUAGGUCUGUCUACUGAAAACAGACGAUCUGAUGAGAUGAAUAGAAACUACUGCUGGGUGUAGAAGGGAAGAGGAACUCCUGCUUGGGUUGUUUUCUACCUCAGAAGAUCCCUGGGUUAACCGGGUAGAUGUUCAUAAUGUUCCUUUGUUGUUAUGUUUCUGAAUGUUCAGCGUUUGUUUGGUGUCAGGGUGACCGAACGCUAAAACUACUUUGUUAAAGACGCAACCUAAGCAGCUAUUAAUGAUACAUCUCAAUGUGAAUGGGCUAAAUCACUCCAUAAAGGGAAAAAAGGUUCAGAAAAUGUAGAAAAGUUGACCUGGUUUACUUACAGGAGAUUCUAGCAUGUAAAUGAAUUAUUUUUUUUAAUGUAACUGAAAUCUGGUGAAAUGUAUCCGGUUAUGGGUUAAUCUAUGAACAUUAGCUGCCGUGGUGUUUUGAUUAGAACCGUCAGAUUGAGAUAUUUCUUAAUGAAGGUUUCAUUAAAAUAAACCCAAAGUUUACAGUAAGAUUGAUCUGAUCUAAACACGUGAAAAAGAAACACUUUUUUUUAUUGGGUGUUUUUUAUUCUGUAAAAUAGACAAAUGAAUGACUUUAUAAGCAGGUUACAGGUUGAACAUUUAGAUUUUUGUUCAAACGGUUCCUUUCUGUUUGCCAGGAGAAGUUGUGAAAUAAAAAUGUGAGAAAAUAGUUUAUAUCUGUUAGGCUUUGAGUUCUGAGCAGCGCCCCCUGCUGAUCAGUCUGUCACAUUUCCACUGUUUCUGAACAGCUUAUUCGCCUAUUUGUUUUUCUUGUUGCUUUCAGAGUGACGGGAAGGAAAUGACCCUCCUGUACACGAGAACAAAUGAAACAACUGUUCAACACUUUAACUAAGAGAUAAUGUUGUAUUUACUGAUUGUCCUGGACCAUUUAUUGUGACGCCAGUAAAGCUGCGGAAAAGGUCUUGAAAGAAAAUCAUCUUUUAUUGCUGUAGCAUAUCAACUACACUUCAAACUUUAGAAAUAUUUAGUCAGGAAACCUUAAACAAUUUUCUACAAUUUUACCGCUGCCACUCCCAUUGGUAGCCCUAACAUUUCCUAUAAACUAAAUGCAGCUCAAGCUUUUAGUUUAAACUUAUAAACCCAACUUUCCUGUUUCUCUGGCGUGUAGAUAUGUCCAUUUACCUUAGCCACUCUUCAUAAAGGAGAAGACAAGAGAGCAUGUCAUUCUAGUAAGGCAACGCUAGAAAAUGGUGACCUGAACAUGUCCAGACCUACUAUAAUAAUAAUAAUAAUAAUAAUAAUAAUACGACACCUUAUUGGCAUGACAACAUCCUGAAUCACAUCCAGAAUGUUUUCCACGGUUACAGACUUAUUCCCAGAUGAAGUAAAUAUAUUUUUACAUAAAAUCUCUUUGCCCAACUCUUCAUUAUGAAAAAGUGGAAAACCUCCAAAAAUAAAUGCCAUAUAUUAAAGUCUUUGCUUAACCGUUUGGUGCUUCAGUUUUUAGGCAUUUUCCUGCAGUCCUCUGCAGAUCCUCUCAGCCAGAUUAGGUUGCCUGAAACCUCUUUUAUAAUUACUAAAAACUAUUUGUUCUUUGUUUCACCUUUAUUUUUACAAAUAAGCCACUUUGAUCUAUUCUUCUGGUCUUUGCUUUUUUUCUACAGUUGAUGCGUUCAAACAAGUCGCUGCUACUUUAGUUUUGCAUCAAUAUCUUUAGACUGAGGAUGAAUUUAAACUAAAUACAAGUUUUUUUUCUAUUAUCGUAGACAACUCAUGAAAAGAGCUUAGCAAAGACUGCAGCAUGACUUUUCUUUGAAGAAAUGAGAACCAGUGAAGGAAAAAAACAGGAAACGCCAAACAGAAGAUCUGCUUGAAGAGAAUUAUCCCCCGGCUUUUAAUUUCAUCAAUGAAAAACCAACACAGUU
Molecule: messenger RNA, 3899 nt
Organism: Fundulus heteroclitus (mummichog)
Lineage: Eukaryota; Metazoa; Chordata; Actinopteri; Cyprinodontiformes; Fundulidae
Product: THAP domain-containing protein 6
Exons: 6
Coding region: 81-992 (303 amino acids)
Source: RefSeq, a predicted model, not a curated record